Molecule: messenger RNA, 585 nt
Organism: Penicillium verrucosum
Lineage: Eukaryota; Fungi; Ascomycota; Eurotiomycetes; Eurotiales; Aspergillaceae
Product: AAA-ATPase Vps4-associated 1 family protein
Exons: 4
Coding region: 1-585 (194 amino acids)
Biological process (GO): vacuolar transport
Cellular component (GO): endosome
Source: RefSeq, a predicted model, not a curated record
AUGUCAUUAACAAACGUUUACCAUGUGCGUCGGGUCGCAGAUACCUCUGCAAAAGCAUGUUUGAUUUGCUACAAACCAUCAACCAGUGUGAUGAUCACACCGGAUAACAAGGACUUCUUCUACGUGUGCCCCGCACAUUUGCAAGACAAGCAUUUCUGCUCUCCAAUCAUCGACACAGAGGGCCAAGCACAACGUCUCAAAGAAGAGACAUUGGCCAAAGAGAUUGAAAAGAUAAAAAAAGAAUAUGAAGAAAAACAACGACGGAAGAAAGAGCGCGAGAAGGCGUCUAGCAAGGACAAUAAAGAGGAGAAAGAUAAGGGCAAAGAUGAGUCCAAAGACAAAGAUAAGGAUGCACCCGAGUCAAACGUCAACGAUGAAAAAGACAGAGAUGAUAAGAUCGCCUCUAUCCAGAAAGCCUCUGGGACAGAGACAAAGUCAGAUGAUUCACCCCGAGUUUUCUCUUUGCACAAAAAUUUCUACCAGAUGCGCAUUGACCGGCUACGCAACAUUGAAAUGGCGAAACGCCACCAGGAAAGAUUGAGGCAGCCUUCACUGUUUCCCUCUGUGCCGUCGGGAAAUCCUUAG